This is a messenger RNA of Trichomonas vaginalis G3, 903 nucleotides long. RefSeq lists its product as uncharacterized. The record is from RefSeq and is a predicted model, not a curated record. Bases 1 to 903 code for a protein of 300 amino acids. The transcript has a single exon. NCBI's taxonomy places the organism in Eukaryota, Parabasalia, Trichomonadida, Trichomonadidae.
AUGAACACAAUUGGACCUCCGAGAUCUAGAGCUAAACUCGUUCCAUUUUGGAAAACACUUUUAGUCGCAAUGACAAUGUCAUUCACUUUAACUGCUUUUAUUCUCAGAGAGUUAGAUUUCGGUAAGCAAAUCGUGUGCCCUUACUGUGAUGUUCAAAAUGAAAAGACACAAAUGGAUAUUUCGCAAUUAACAUUCAUAACAUAUGCAAAUCCAGAUCAAUCAAUCAACUCUGAAUUCAAAAAUGCAAUUCAUUCUUGGUUAAAUGUUUCAAAAGAAGCAAAAGUUUUAAUACUUCGAUCAAAUAACAGACUUGAUGCAACUUUUACAUUUCUUUCUUCAUUUCCUAAAGAUAGAGUUCAAUUAGCAUGGACAAGACGAAUUGAUAUGAAACGACAUAUAUACCUUGAUGAUUAUUUCGAAAUAGGAACAAAACUUAUUACAUCUAAAUACGCUGUUUUCAUUCGUCCAUCAGUUUUCAUUCAAUCUCAAUGGUUUUCUGCAGUUCAGAAGGCUAUCCAAGAUGUAAAUACUAGUAAAUAUGUAAUUGUUGGACAAACUUACCUGAAAUCUCUCAAUAAAGUAUAUGAUUAUACAGAUUUCUUCUUAUUCCAGGUUACUGACAUGCCUUUUGAUAUUUACAGUAUUCCUCCAUUUAUAUCGAGCAAAGAAUAUUGGCCUGAAUGGCUUUUAGGUUGGUUCAAUCAUCAAACAACUCUCUUUUCCUUAGAUAAGUCUUAUUUGGUUUCAAGUCGACAAUUAAAUGAUGUUUUUAAUCUAAACAAUGCUAUGACAGCUGUAAACAAAAAUGUUGCAUUUACAAAUGGAAAUUUUUCGGCAAAUAUUCGGGAUGUGGCAUAUAUGGCAACUGAUUCAGGUAUAAUAUCAAUGAAAAAGACUUUGUAA